Molecule: messenger RNA, 2853 nt
Organism: Lineus longissimus
Lineage: Eukaryota; Metazoa; Nemertea; Pilidiophora; Heteronemertea; Lineidae
Product: titin-like
Exons: 12
Coding region: 1-2853 (950 amino acids)
Biological process (GO): cell-cell adhesion
Cellular component (GO): cell-cell junction; plasma membrane
Molecular function (GO): cell adhesion molecule binding
Source: RefSeq, a predicted model, not a curated record
AUGGCUAUCGAUAUCUUCACCGUGAGCUGCGCAUGCAUCCUACUUUCGGCACCACCGGCUCAUCUUAUUGUUCCGCCUAAGACAGCAGUGUUAUCUGGAUUUGAACCUGCUGCUAUCGGCUCCUACCGUGAACUCGUCUGUGAUGCGUCUCAACCUGAUGCCGGGAGCAUAGCGUAUAAGUGGUAUAAAUACUCGGUGGUUAAUGGUGUAGAGAAUUGGGAACACAAAGGACCCAUUGGUACAAGUCAGAAGUAUAUCUUCAAUCCAGUGACUGAGAGGAAAGUGUUCCCCACAGGUAUCUUUGAAGAGCCUGUCAGUGGAAAGUACAAGUGUCGAGCAUCGAACUCGGCCGGAACAAGGGACAGUGAAUGGAGAGAUCUGUAUGUCUAUACACCAUGUUCAUUGUAUAUUGUGAGUGUUUCUCCACCCAAACCUGCCAUCGGAAGUACAUUCACCCUCAACUGUGACAUACCCAAUCCAAGUGGGUUGACUGUGAAGUGGUUAAAGAGGGCUGAUGCUUCAUCUCCAGCUGAAGAUGUAGCAGUAGCAAAUAGCAAGGGAUGCCAUGCUCCAAGUAACCCACGCUACAGUUGGAGCAGCUGCAGUCCACCACACAUCUCAUCACCGACAAAGACAUUUAAUCUACAAGUCACCAAUGCUCAGCCUUCUGAUUUUGCUUACUGGAUUUGUAAGGAUGUUGGUCUAAGCUGCAACAGUAACCCAGUCAAGCCAGUGGUGCAAGCGCCCCCAGGCACGCCACGGAUCACCGGUUUCCCAUCUGGACCAGUCAUUGCUGGAGCACAGCUCAACUUGAAGUGUGUGGCCUCCCCUCCUGGAGAUACCUACGACUGGUAUAAAGAUGGUACAAAGGUUACAACAUCAUUGAGUUACGACUUCCAAGUGACGAAGGAUAGUGCUGGUGUUUACAAAUGCGUGGCGAGAAAUGAUGUCGGGUCUGCUUCAAGCAGUGACAAGACAUUAGUCGUUUAUUACAAGGCUGAUUCCGUGGUCGUGUCAUCGGGAAAGACCUCGUCCCAUGUUGGAGAGAAGGACAAGUUCACCUGCACAGUCUCUGGCGGCAACCCCACCCCGAACGUGAAGCUCUACUUCAAGAGGUCAGGCGGAACACCAGUAGAGGUCACCCAAGGUCAAGACAGGGUGAUGGUCAAAGAAGACAACCAGGCUGAGUACUACUGUGUGGCGAAGGUUACUGGGUAUCCCGCCUUGGAUAUGGCUUCAGGCAUAAAGACAUACAGUGUAAUAUACCCAGCAACUGCUAGAUUAUCAUCAGCCCCGACUACAGUGAGAGAAGGUGGUUCUGUCAUAUUGACAUGUGAAGCAAGCGGGGGUAACCCGACAGUGUACACCUACAUAUGGUAUUAUAAAAGGACACAGAUACCUGAUUUGACUUCAAGAGAAUACAGAAUACUAUCUAUACAAUACACGGAGGCUGGGGACUAUCAUUGUCGAGUGGUUAACUAUUCGCCAGGGGGCAUAGCCGAUGCAUCUGCGAAGAUUAAUGUUUUUUACAAAGCAAAAUGGGAUCCCAGUCUGCCGAGACUCUUCACCGUUGAAAGCAAACCAUCACGACCAGUCAGGUUUACACUCCACGUCAUCGCCAACCCUCGACCAACUGAUGUUACGUGGUAUCACCCAAAUCACAAGAUGGCAUCUGGGGAAAACUUCAUCCCCGCGGACGAAAAUGGGACAUACACACUGAGCAAGGGAUCUGUAGGGACUCAAGACUAUGGGAACUACAUCGUCAAAGUGACUAACACAGCUGGAGUUUCAUACUUUGUCUUUGAGCUACUUCGGCCAGCUCUUCCGAGUAUCCCCACAUAUACGCUCAUUCGGAAAGAAAAAUUGGUGACCGUGGUGUUCUCGGCGUCUCUGAAGGAGCCAUACACCAAGUUUGAGUUCAAGUUCUGCUUGCCAGGGCAGGCGCCAAACACGACAGGAUGUAACAGGUCUUUCGUCCCUAUCCAAGAUCCUGCAAGAACAAACUACACAAUUCAUGUGACACAUGCGACAACGACUUAUGUUUUCUAUUUGGAUUUCUAUGAUGGGGAUGAUGUUAUUUAUACUUCUGGACCUGUGCUCCCUGAGAAUGCUGGACAAAGCACGACCGUGUCUGCUGGAAGAAGUCCUGUGCUUCCUGAUAAUGUUGGACAACCAACUACCGUGCCUGCUGGAAGUAGUCCUGAUGGUGGCAUGAUAGCUGGUGUGGUUGUAGCCGUCGUCAUAGUUAUAGCUGUGGUCAUGGUCGUGGUUGUCGUUCUACAUAGGAGGAACAUGGCAUGCCUCGCUGGUCGAAAUAAACCUGAGGGAUCGAAAGCGGAUGAUGUGAGAACUGGCACUCCCCAACCUAAAUCCGUUUUUCACGACCCUGUUUACAUGAACGUCGUCAACAGGUCAUUUGAAGGUGACGAUAUUCAACCUGGGCCGGUUUAUGUGAAUGGUCCUAAACAGGUUUCUGUUAAAGAAGUGAUUUACGACGAUACAAAUCUGACCGAGAAGCCAAGUGGCGAAGAUGCUGGUCGGAAAGUCGAAGAUAUGUCAGUCGAAGAUUUCAAACAGUGGCUCCUAUCAAAAUACGUGACAGAAUCAACUUACGAAUGCCUAGCUAAGAACGGGUUCAACGAUGCACGAUUCUUCCUCAUACUACAGCGAGAGGACAUAGAAAAAAUGAAAAUUGAGCCCUUGGCUCAGGAGGCCUUGAUACGUAAAUUGGUGAAGGAUAUCAAUGAUAUCAGGCAGAGUACGAGUGAGAGCAGCGAAGGAAAGAAAACUGGAGGUCCCACAGGCAAGUACCACUAUCAGGCGUGCAAACGUCAGUCUGGGUUGUUGUAUUGA